Molecule: messenger RNA, 3816 nt
Organism: Sciurus carolinensis (gray squirrel)
Lineage: Eukaryota; Metazoa; Chordata; Mammalia; Rodentia; Sciuridae
Gene: Tmprss2
Product: transmembrane serine protease 2
Exons: 15
Coding region: 981-2456 (491 amino acids)
Biological process (GO): protein autoprocessing
Cellular component (GO): membrane
Molecular function (GO): protein binding; serine-type endopeptidase activity
Source: RefSeq, a predicted model, not a curated record
GGGUGACCAGACACCCCCUGGGGUGUGGAGGAUAAGAAACCUGCUCAGGUGUCCAGAGUGACGAUGUCCAAGGUGGGGGCUCCUGAUAGCCUGACUUAGCAGGGUUCUCUGCUAAAACCACAUUUCACUAGGAAAUGCUUUGGAUUUGGGGAGCCUGGUAAAGUUGGUCUAGGCAAAGAUUCUGUCAUUUCUUGUUGAUGGCAUCUGCCCUGGUUGUAAACUGGUCACUCAUGGCCACAGUGAAAAGACCACAGCUUGCUUUCAGGAUCACUAAUCUUGAAUUUGAUCAAAGUAGUUAGCUUUGAAUUUCUUUCUCUUUUGAUUUGGGGCAGUACCAGAUGGAUGUGUUCCGUGGGAAUUGUUAGACAUAUUUAUUAAAGCUUGGGGGGUGCCUCUAUGGCUUACUCAGAAACCUCAUGUGGCCUGUCUCUGGCGCUAGUCUGGACCACUUGGCCUGUGGCGGGGGCUCCAGCAAGCACCUCCGCGUUCUGCGGGAGGGCAGAGCGGAUCGCACUCUGCCCCUUGGCGUGGCGCCUGAUGUCCACACUGAACCCCUGACUUCAUAAAACAGUGUGGGGAGGAGGCACCUGAGAUUGCAGCGAGGUUCAGUCACCAACCCGCCCAGUGGUGCCUCCAGGAAGUGGCACCGCCAGGAGCUGCCAGAGACCGUUUCCUGCCUGGCCUGCCCUUAACCUCUGUUGGACUUGACCACGUUCGACGUUUCCUUGUGGCGAUUCUUGCGUGCUUUUAUUGCAGGGAUUCUCCUUUUGGUCAAGCUCUCCAGGCUGCAGUGUUUAAAACUGCACACGGCCCUGUACCCGCCGGCCCCCAAGGGCAAGCCUGCAUCCCAGAGGAGGGCCCUGGGUUCCUGAGCCUCUGCAUGCACUUGCUGUGUUUGAAGAGUUGUGGAAGAGGCAUGUGAAGGUCAUCUUGAACAAUCCAAAUGCCUACCAUUACCCAAUGCUGUUGAUAAAAUCAGGAUGGCUUUAAACUCAGGGUCGCCCCCGGGCAUCGGGCCUUACUAUGAAAACCACGGAUACCAGCCGGAAGCCCUCUACCCACCGCAGCCGGCCGUGGCUCCCAAUGUCUACACUGCAUAUCCCACUCAGUACUACCCGUCCGCCGUGCCCCAGUACACCCCCCGGGUCCCAACGCACACUUCCACACCUGGCGUCUACGGGCAGCCCAAGCCCCCCUCGGGGACCGUGUGCACCGCAAAGGCCAAGAAAGCACUGUGUUUCACUCUUGCCCUGGGGACCUUCCUUGUGGUCAUUGUGCUGGCUGCCGUCCUGCUCUGGAAGUUCUUGGACAACAAGUGCCCCGGGUCUGGGAUGGAGUGUGGCUCUUCAGGGACCUGCAUCAGCCCCUCUCUCUGGUGUGACGGGAUUGCGCACUGUCCCUACGGCGAGGACGAGACCCAGUGUGUGCGCCUCUACGGACCCAGCUUCAUCCUGCAGGUCUACUCGCACCAGCGGAAGUCCUGGUACCCCGUGUGCCAAGACGACUGGAAUGAGAACUUCGCCCGGGCAGCCUGCAGAGACAUGGGCUAUAAGAACAGCUUUUAUUCCACCCGAGGGAUCGUGGACGACAGCGGCGCCACGAGCUUCAUGAAGCUGAACACGAGCGCGGGAAACGUCGAUCUCUACAAGAAACUCUACCACAGUGACACCUGCUCUUCACACACGGUGGUCUCUCUGCGCUGCGUGGAGUGUGGUGUCCCCUUGCUGCGACGUCAGAGCAGGAUUGUGGGAGGAACCAGCGCCAACCUGGGGGACUGGCCCUGGCAGGUCAGCCUGCACGUCCAAGGCGUCCACAUCUGCGGAGGCUCCAUCAUCACCCCCGAGUGGAUCGUGACUGCUGCCCACUGCGUGGAAGAGCCUCUCAACAACCCGCGGCACUGGACGGCGUUCGCGGGCAUCUUGAGACAGUCUCUCAUGUUCUAUGGAAGUGGACACCGGGUAGAGAAAGUGAUCGCCCAUCCCAAUUAUGACUCCAAGACCAAGAACAAUGACAUUGCGCUUCUGAAGUUGCAGACGCCACUGACGUUCAACGACAGAGUGAAGCCAGUGUGCCUGCCCAACCCAGGCAUGAUGCUGGAGACUCAGCAGCCCUGCUGGAUUUCCGGGUGGGGGGCCACCUACGAGAAAGGGAAGACCUCCGAGGUGCUGAACGCGGCCAUGGUGUACCUCAUCGAGCCUGCGCGGUGUAACAGCAGACUGGUCUACGACAACCUGGUGACUCCCGCCAUGAUCUGCGCGGGGUACCUGCAGGGCAGCGUCGACUCCUGCCAGGGUGACAGUGGAGGGCCGCUGGUCACUUUGAAGAAUGAAAUCUGGUGGCUGAUCGGGGACACGAGCUGGGGAUCCGGGUGUGCCAAGGCCAACAGGCCCGGCGUGUACGGGAACGUGACCAUGUACACAGACUGGAUCUACCAACAGAUGAGGGCGAACAGCUAACCUGUGUGGCCGCGUCCCCCGCACCCUCGUCCUCAGCGUCCUGUGCAAGGACACCGAAGGCCGAUUUAACUCCCUGGCGUGUGACCUUUGCAGAUGAUCCCAAGGCCCUUUCACUUUGAUUAAAUGGUGAUUGUCUGUCUGCUGCUGUCCCCAUCCUGUGCAGGCGGCAGGCCCACCCUGUCCACGCCCCAACCCUCUGUCCAGAGGGGGGGCACGCAGAGCCCAGUGCAGAGGGGUGGUGCUGCCCUGCUGGGCCUUCCUCGGAUGAGUGUGGGGGGGGUGACCUGAGUGGCUGGGUGACCUGAGAAGGAAGAGGGGGCGGGCAGGGACAUUGGUGACCGGGGAGCGCCACCUGGAGGGCAGGCACGUGGGCACCUUGCCGCCUGCCUCUCUGGGUGGCUGGUCAUAUUGUAGUGCCUUCUCGCUCCACUGGUAAGGACAGCAGAAACCUUUUCCUUCUCGAAGGCUGAGUGCAUAGGCGGAGCCCCAGAGCAGGGGCCAAACAAACCCUCCCCUGACCACUGCAGCUUGGCCCUUCCGGGUAGACCCAUGUGGGACACCCAGCCUGGCCCUGGGCCUCUCCCUGUUGUGCCUCCUCCCUGCGCCCUCGGAGCCUAGGCUGGCUGGGCCCUGGGGUGGCAAUGGCUGAGCCUGGCCCUCAGGACCCUCUUUGGGCCGGCUCACCCAGGGAGGCUGAGGUCUGCUGGGGACUCAGGGAUGUGCGGUUCCAGAAGCCCUGGUACCGCGUCUCUUCUUCCCGACUACCUCGGUGCUCUGGGCCUGGCUCUGGACGUCUCUCGGGGGCGCUCCACACGGGCUCCUUGCAGCUGUACUUGUGCCAAGUGAGCACAGCGGGCCUUUGAGUUUCACUCAGUUGACAGCUGGUUCCUAACUCAAGGUCCUGCAGAGACGUGUGAAAGAAAAGCCCCCAAGCUUGUGACAGAGAGGGAACAGGUGUGUGGCACUCUGUGACCUCUACUGGCCCUGGGUUUCCACUGGAGGGAGGAGCCACCCUGGCAUUGCCAAGUGCCGAGCGUGAGCACCUUGACCUUGACCUUGACCAUGGUUCUCCGUGGCUCCACCUCCCUCCCAAGCACGCCAGUGGCUGAUGUGCAGCUACCACUGGCCUGGUGGGCGAGGGCGGGUGCCUCCCGCACGUCCUCUGGAGGCAGCACCGGGGACCUUCCUGGAGGUGCCGUCCCCGGGCCGGCUGUUCGCUCUUGGCAGUGGCGAAGCACUCCCUCCUCGGGCGUCCUUACCAGUGGGAGCCAGUUCGUGUCCUGCUUUCUGUCUCUUCUAAGCUGUAAGAUUCAAUUACAAAAUAUCAUGCAAAUAAAGCAUGUGAUUUUUUUUGAAUAUU